Molecule: messenger RNA, 1245 nt
Organism: Penicillium macrosclerotiorum
Lineage: Eukaryota; Fungi; Ascomycota; Eurotiomycetes; Eurotiales; Aspergillaceae
Exons: 3
Coding region: 1-1245 (414 amino acids)
Source: RefSeq, a predicted model, not a curated record
AUGAAACUAUGCGCAUCAGCCGAUCCCAUCGCUUCUGGAAAUUUUGUUCGCGCGGCUUGCGAGUUUGGGAUCGAGGAUGGAUUCUGGAAUCAUUAUCUGCCUAACGGUCAAUUUGCUUUAGCCUUUGACAGCACCGAGCGAAUUCUCGGCGGCUCUAUCUGUACCGUCCGAGACCUUGUCCCUAAGAGCAAGCUCCUUCGCGCUGCUCUGGGAGCGAUAGCGAUCCGGGCGACCGCGAAUAAAGAUGACUCCCUUCAUUGGAUGAAAGAUGAAGGAACAAGGCUCCAUAUGACUGCCAUUCAGCAACUGGGUAAAGCAUUGACUUUCCGUGAAAAGCCGAGCCUAGAACUUCUCAGUGCAGCCCGAGUGUUCAGUUUCCACGAGGCAAUAUACGGAAGUGACUGGGGGAACCGAAUAACUCAAUAUAAGAGUUGGAGAAUUCAUAACUCGGGAGACCUUGCCCUCAUUGUCUCUAAGCCACCAUCAUUCUAUGCAACUGGACCAGCACAUAGGCUUUUUGUCGAUGGCCGUCUUGUUCAAGCGAUAUGUGCUGUUCUUUCACGAAAGAAGUCUGUUUUGAGCGAACCAGAAUGGAUGACUGCCCCCUGGAGAUAUCACAAAAAGACCUCCAAGGACUAUAUAUUAGAUGUUCUCUUGGAAAUACCUUCUCUAUACCAGAAAAUCGAUGCCUUGAACUCGAAAGAUUCCGAGGCUGACGUAACAUUGCAGCAGCUCAAGCAAACCUCUUCCGAAAUCAUGCAAAAACUACAACGAUGGGACUCAAAAUUUUCCAUUCCGGUCUCGAGACGUGCAGAUUGGCAGCAUCCUGACUCAGUAACCACAGACGAGAUUGUGAACGCGCACAUUAUGACACAGUUCUGGGCCAUCAGCAUGAUCGCUCACGAUGCAUACCUUCAAGUUCCUACGAACAGCCCGGAUGAUUUAGAUGUUGAUCUGGAUUAUUGUUGUGCAAACAUUGUCCAUUGCAUUCCUUUGUUUAUGCAUUCGUCCACGGGUAUUUUUCGUCAGCAUCUUAUGCCAUUCCCAGCAGCAAGAGCAAUUUUUCACCUCAGUUCGACACCAUCAGAACGAUUGAAUAUUGAGAGAGCUUAUAUAGCCUCGAUAUGUGAUAGCCCGGUAUUCGCCACAACUCGCCAUCUUCUUUCAAGUAUCAAUCCAUCAAUCUUCGAUGAUUUGAAGAAGGCCCAUGAGGACGUGGGAAUUCCAAGAAAUGGCAUGUCAUAA